Molecule: messenger RNA, 3092 nt
Organism: Selaginella moellendorffii
Lineage: Eukaryota; Viridiplantae; Streptophyta; Lycopodiopsida; Selaginellales; Selaginellaceae
Product: pentatricopeptide repeat-containing protein At4g39530-like
Exons: 3
Coding region: 152-2965 (937 amino acids)
Biological process (GO): RNA modification
Molecular function (GO): protein binding; RNA binding
Source: RefSeq, a predicted model, not a curated record
UGCAGUGUCUCGAAUGGAAUUAUCUGGAAGAGUUACAGUGUCGACAAUCGAUAGUUCACUGUUACGAAAAAUCGAGGUUUGAUACAUGGAGGUUUUAUUAGGGUUUUCCUGAGUUUGGGUCUUCAGUGGGACGAGGUAUGACAGUGCUUGAAUGCUGCAGCGGAAGGUCAAGAGCUUCCGAGGCCCAGCUGAUAUCUUAAAAGCCAUCGUACAGUCACUCCACCGGGUGAAACCAAGCGUUCCCGUUCUUCUUUCAGCGCUGAAAGCCUCGACGAGCUCGAGCGACAUCGAAAACGGAAGGAGAGUCCACGCAGAUGCAGUUAAAUACGGGAAGGACUCCGACAUUUUCGUGGCCAGUAGCCUCGUCAACAUGUACGCAAAGUGUGGGAAUGUGGCGGAGGCUCGAGAGAUCUUCGACGGCAUGGAGUCCCGGAAUGCGGUGUCCUGGACUUCAUUGAUCUUGGGCUAUGCCGACAACGGAGAAUACGAAACCGGGUUGGAGCUGUUUCGACGCAUGCAACACGAGAGCUCUCAGCAAUCGGAUGCUCAGACUUUUGUGGCCGCUCUCAAGGCGUGCACGGGCUCCGCAGCGAAAGAAAAGCCUCUGGAAGUUGGCGGCAGGCUUGUCAAGCUGGGGACUCUCGAGCAAGGCAUGGCGAUUCACUCGCAGGCGUCGAGAAGUGGCUGCGAAGACGUGUUUGUUUCGAGCAUCCUGGUGGACAUGUACGCGAACUGCGGCAGCAUGCUUGAUGCUCGGCUCGUCUUCGACAGGAUGCCUUCUCACGACGUGGUGGUGUGGAACGCAUUGCUUCUGGGAUACGCAGAGAAUGGAGAGCCACAGGUGACGCUGGAGUUAUUCACUCGGUUGAGAGGAGGAGAUCGAGGCUGCGGUCCAAACGCUCGAACUUUCGUCGCUGCGUUUCAAGCCUGCGGCAGUAUGGCGGAUCAAAGUGGCGACAAGAUGGUGGCGCUGGAGGAGGGGAUGGAUCUUCACUCCCAGGCAGCUCGGUUUCAGCACUGCGUGACGGAUAUAUUCGUGAACAACACUCUCGUCGACCUGUACGCAAGGUGUGGGAACUUGGUGGACUCCCGCAGAGUUUUCGAUCGCAUGCGCUGCCACAAUGUGGUGUCCUGGAACGCGCUGAUGCUGGGACACGCCGACAAUGGUGAAGAGGAGCUGGCCUUGGAUCUCUUCGAGCGUUUGCGCGAACAAAGCUUAGCACCGGACUCCCGGAGCUUCGUUGCCGCGUUGAGAGCUUGCAGUGGUCUUGCCGAGAAAGAAAGCUCGCGGCAAGUGGACACGAACUCGAUCAUCAAGGCCGAGGCGCUCGAGAGGGGAACGCGGGUGCAUGGAGAAGCCAGAGAUGCCGGGCUUGACACGGACAUCUACGUGACGAACGCUCUCCUGGACGUCUACGCCAAGUGUGGAAGCUUGGGCGACGCUCGCAGAGUCUUCGACGCCAUGCAGCAGCGUGAUGCUGUCUCGUGGACAGUUGUGAUGCUCGCCUACGCGGAGAACGGCGAUGGUCAUCUGGCUCUGGAGCUGCACGAGCAAAUGCAGCGGCAGGGCUGCGUCCGGGACGCCCGGAGCUUCGUCGCUGCGCUGAAGGCCUGCGCGAGCAUCGCAGAGAAGGAACAGGGACAGGGAGUUGGCAACAGGUUGGUGAAAGUGAAGUCCCUGGAGCUGGGAAUGGCGCUCCACUCGCAGGCCGCGGGAGUAAGCAGCUGCAACUCGGACGUGUUCCUCGCGAACACCUUGGUGGAUCUCUACUCGAGGUGCGGGAGCGUUCUGGACGCUCGCAGGGCCUUCGACGGGAUGGAGCGGCACAGCACAGCGUCCUGGAACGCUCUCGUGCUGGGCCUCGCGGAGAAUGGAGAGGACGAGCUCGCGCUGGACCUCUUCCGCUGCAUGGGAGGAGCCGUGGAGCCGGACUCGCGGAGCUUCAUUGCAGCGCUCCGUGGGGUGGCUAAUCUCGCCGAGAAGGAGCGAGGCAAACAGGCCGAGACGGGGCUUGUCAAGGUGGAGUCACUGCGCAGAGUCAUGGAGGUCGAAGCUACGAGCAAGCUGGGCGAUAUUACAGCACUAGACGCGUUCCUUGCGAGCGCGCUGGUCGACUCGUACGCAAAGUGUGGGAGCCUCGAGGACGCAAGAAGGGUGGCGAGCAAAAUGGAGCCCCGUCACAGCAUCGCGUCUCUCAACGCGCUGGUGUCCGGCUACGCGGAGAAUGGCAAGCCCCGGCUAGCAGUGGAGCUCUACCGAUGGAUCCGGGAGAGCUACCCGGAGCUCCUGGACGUGCGGACGAUGCUCGCGGGGCUCAAGGCUUGCGGGAGCUUGGCCGCGCUAGAGACCGUCCGGGAGAUCCACGCGGAAAUCUCCAGAGCCGGCGUGCUUUCGUUAUCGUCUUCUUCGUCCUCUCGAUCACCCACCAGCAGCAGCAGCAGCAGCAGCAGCAGCGAUGGAGGAGCUCUGGCUACGUCGCUGAUCGACGCCUACGGCAGAUGUGGAAGCGUGCUCGAGGCCCAACGGCUGUUCGACGCGAUGAGCCCAUCGCCGGACACCGCGACUUGGAACUCGCUGAUAGCCGGCUACAGCCACCAUGGCGACACGAAGCGAGCUCUGGCGCUGCUCGAGGCCAUGGAGCGCGAGGGCGCGAGCGUGGACGGCAUCACGCUCGUGUCGGUGCUGAGCGCUUGCAGCCAUGCCGGGGCGGUGGAGGUGGCGCGGAGGCUGCUGGAGGGGAUGGCGGCGAGGUUUGGGGUGGAGGCUGGGGUGGAACACUUCCACUGCGUGGUGGACGCGCUGGGCAGGGCCAACAGGGUGGAGGAGGCGGCGAGGCUGGCGAGGAGCAUGCCAUUCGAGGCGAGCCCCGUGACUUGGAGGACCGUGCUGGGCGCGUGCCACAAGUGGGAGAACGCGAGCGUGGGAGAGGCCGCGUUUGAAUCCCUCCAGGGCUGUUUAUCGUGAUCAUUCGCGCGAAAUUUCUAGAAACAGAUUAUCUAAAUAAUUUUCUGAUCCGACACUAUGGAUUGCGCCGGAUCUGUGUAAUGUCGACCUGGACUAAUUAUUUGGGAUGGAUAUUUGGGAUGAUAAA